Molecule: messenger RNA, 5185 nt
Organism: Blastomyces gilchristii SLH14081
Lineage: Eukaryota; Fungi; Ascomycota; Eurotiomycetes; Onygenales; Ajellomycetaceae
Product: LIM domain-containing protein
Exons: 2
Coding region: 447-2861 (804 amino acids)
Cellular component (GO): Z disc; nucleus
Molecular function (GO): transcription coregulator activity
Source: RefSeq, a predicted model, not a curated record
AAGACUCACGUGGGCGCUGCGUUGUCCAAGCGACGGAUCACGUGACGUAUGACAUGGCAUUUGUUGAUACGAUGCCCGAAAGAGGGAAUCUUGACGCCCGGGCAGAAACGUGGAUUGCUUGCUUGCCACGGAAUUUAGGAAGACAGCGGAGGGUGAGACACAUAAAUACGGUCAUCUUGCCCGUCUUCUAAUGCUCCUACAGCUAUAUCACCAUAGAAUUAUCAAGUGUUGUCAAUAAACACUGCUAAACCUCCGUGUCAACAAAUACUAUAAACUAGUUAUUGCUCUAAACUCCUAUUUAUAAAAGCUCAGCUCUAGGUCCAAACCACCAAACAACCGUAUACAAAGCCACCAUUACAGCUUCCAUAGUCCACGAUAUUACUGAUGACCCCAUAACCUGAUCUCGUCAUAUUCAGGGUAACCCUCAGUGAACUCAUCUAGCAGCUAUGAUUCACAGUGCUUCACGAUCCAAAAAUGGGACCCGGAAGGUGUCCCCUCCAGGACCAAGCUACAUGAACGAGGAACAGAUUGCAACAUACCUAAAGGACCUGCGUACAAAUAGACCCCCCCGCCCUAAUGGAUCUCGACCAUUGCCUACAAAGAAUGACUCGUUGAGCCAAAGACUCAGGAGUGAUAUACCACCCCGUGCAUCGUCAGCACUUUCUAUGAACGCGAACUCAGAAAGCCAUCUUCUUUCCUCCAUCGAGCCCUAUCAGCGCUCAAGAAGUGCUCUAUCGCACCACAGAACAACCUCAGGACUUUCCCAUGGAAGUGGAUCCACUGGGCAGUCGUCAGAAGAAGAUCUAGAACAAGCAUAUGAUUUAUCAAGAAGCCUUUCUCCAACCGCGAGUAUUAGGUCGACGACGGGAACAUACAAAGUACGGAGCCAGAGAUGGAUAGAACAAGAGGAAGCACGGUCGUUACGGCAAGCUUUAGAAGAAAUGGAUUUUCUAGAUGAGGAAAAGCGAUUGCAUGCUGCAGCCCAGGAGGAGGCUACACAAUUGGUACUGAGCCACCAGACCUCUGGCUUUCCGAAGCUUAAUCCACAUGCUGCCUACCGGAACCCCGACCUUAAUGGCACCCAUCGAUUCCGUCAACAUUUGAAGAAGGGGCCUCAUGGAAGUGUUUCUUCGUCAGGAGGUUACAGAUCUGCAUCAGAUAGUUCAUCGAAUGGGAGUCGUACAGGCAGGGAAAGCCCUGAAUUCCAAAGGCGAGGAGAUCCCACAGGAACCCAUGUUCCACCGAAAAUCGUUGAGGUUCCUGAGGAUAAUGAAACUAUCUUUAUCACGAAAAAUGGAACCCUGCGACAAAAGCCUAACGUUAACUUUGCAGUGGCCCGGGAGGAUUCCAAUUCCCCCAAGACAGUUGCACGGAGGAAAGUCAGUCCGCGGACGAGAAUUGCCAGCAACGAUUCAGCGAAGGGCAUCUUCCGAAAUCCAGAGGAUCAAAUAUAUGAGGAACCACAGGAGGACGGAGCUCUAAAUAACGCUGAGACCACACACUCCGCACUGCCAAGCUCAGCUUUGAAAGUUAAGCCUCGAAAUUCAUUGCCUCGAGGUGCCCGGCCUUUUCCUAGGAAAUUAGUUCCGGAAGAGAAGAAAUCUGUGUUAGACAUUCAUAGGAAUCCGCCGUCGCAAUCGAGGAACCCUCUUUAUACAGAAAAUCCAUCUCCCUCCCCCUCUGCCACUAGUGGCACAAAUGGUGAGGAUACUAAAGAUGGUAAAGAAAUCCGCAGCGACGACAUUCGUGCAGCCACGAGCAUGCGACGCAAGGAUCGCAGUACCAAGCUACCUAUGCCCACUGCUGUUAGCGAUCGUCCUGGCCGCCCAAUCGUGAGCUUCGACCCGUCUUGGAGAGAUAAAUCGCAGAGCAAUUCUCCCAGAGAUUCUCCACGAAAUAGUCUUAGGGGAUCUAUAAAGGAGCCAACCGUGGAGGUUACACCCCCUGCCGUGGGUGCGGUACCUACUAUCAACCUUCCGGACGAGCCCUCGGUUCCAGCCAUCAAUAUUUGUGGAGACGAUUCAGCAGCACCCACUGUCUCGUCCUCCGCACCACCGACAAUUUCUGAGAUGAAGGCUGCGGAGCAAAAGCCCCGACCACUACCAAACCCGGAAAUCAGCCAAAAUAGAAAGCAGAACUCCAUAAACUCGAGAGGUUCGUCUACUAACCGCUGGUACACACCUUAUACCCGAACUGGCGUUCCGACCGCAUCGUGCACAGCUUGUGGGCUAUCCAUAGCCGGCCGCAUAGUAACAGCCUGCGAAUCCCGUUUCCACCCCGAAUGCUUCACGUGCUAUCACUGCCAGACCCCACUUGAAUGUGUCGCUUUCUACCAGGAACCCGAAGAUAAACGAGCAGAAAGGUUAGCGGACGCUGAAUCUAACGACGAAGGAGCCAAUGACAAACGAUUUUACUGUCAUCUAGAUUUCCACGAGCUUUUCAGCCCAAGGUGCAAGAGCUGCAAGACGCCUAUAGAAGGCGAAGUUGUCGUCGCGUGCGGGGCGGAGUGGCAUGUCGGUCACUUCUUCUGCGCUGAAUGCGGUGACCCCUUCACGCCGACUACCCCUUUCGUGGAGAAAGCUGGGUACGCGUGGUGCGUCGGUUGUCAUUCUAAACGUACCGCCUCCCGCUGUCAGGGGUGCAAGCAGCCGGUGCUCGACGAUGUUGUGGUUACCGCUCUCGGUGGCCAAUGGCAUGAGAAGUGCUUUGUGUGCAGCGAGUGCAGUGGCAGUUUCGGUUCUGAAGGGCGCUUUUUUGUCAGGGAAGCGGAACAGAGAUUCACGAGAAAGGGACGUCCGAUUAUUGGCCCUAUUGAAACCGCUGUUUGCGAAGCUUGCGAGGGACGAAGGCUGAAAGCUUGAUUAAUUUUUGGGAUAUUUGGGUUCAAUAUAUCUCUUCAACUUCUAUUGCGGAAUACAAAAACUUUGGCUCAAAAGGUCAUGGUGGCCCUGUGUACGGCAUUUUUUGGACAUUGAUCGCCCUGUUUUGCUACCGAAGCCGUGCACCAUGUGGAACAGUAUUGCUAUUAAACAAUAUGGUUUCGAGUUUGCCCCGAAUCGAUACGGAUUGUCAGUAGCUCUCUUCGGACGAAUUUGAUGAAGUAGUAUUGCGUUUAUUGUGAGCGUUGCUUUUGGGUAUUUUCGGUUUUCUCAAUUUUUAUCGUCUGCAUUAUGGUUCCCCUUCAGGGGCUCCCGUGCUUAUCAUUAUUCUUGCUUGCCGUUUUGUGAACCUGAACUCAUUUUGGGGUAUGGAAGCAUAAUAGAGUAGGUUGUGUCUGCGAGUGGGGAUUUUAAUUUUGAUUGAAAUAGUUUUGGGAGCUUUGUCGGAGUUUUAUGCUAUUUAUUUAACAUCGCUAGCUCUUGUGUAUUUGCUCGUUCUCCUGAGAGUUUGUAUUUGAAAAUUCGAUUUCUAAUACGUUUGUCCUUGACGUUGCUUAUUUCGACGGGAUUGAAUUGUUAGGAGGGGCUGUCGUUUCGAGUACUGCGGUUGCAGCCAUCCAAACCCCGAGGUGCUUUGGGAGGAGAGCCGGUCCAUGCUGGCGGAUGACCGGUGACAAACUCGGAGUAGUGAUUUGACUUGUAAAAUUCGAAGAUUGCUUUCCACGUUUCGGAAUGGCCCCUUAGAACAACGCAUCUUCAAAUUUCAAAUGUAUAUAUAACGGCUAGUGAGGAGCUUGAUCUGAUCUGUUCAUGGCCACUGUGGAUCUUCCUUUCGCCUCCAUACUGCGACGAACUUCUUUCCCUUAUUUCUUGUGACCUUCUUCCCCUCCUCCGUCUCCUCCAUCAUAACCUUAACACACGGGUCCCGCUCCAGCUCCUCAUCCCCAACCCGCUCAAACAGCUCCUUUACAGUAUUUAUCCCCCCUUCUUCUCCCGCCUCCUCCUCACCACCCCCAACAUCAAAAUGGCUAACCAUCCACCGAUGCAACUCCUCCACAUCAGUGAUGGUGUACAACUUCCCACCAGGCCGGAGAACAUAUGCAUACUCCGCGUUUAACGAUGACGAUACAAUGCGCGCCUUGUGCUUGCGGGUUUUGAAAUGUGGAUCUGGGAAGCAGAUGAAAAUGGAAGAGAGCUGGCGGUGGGCGAAGAAGUUCGGGAGGAAUUUCAUGGUGUUCGUGCGGAUAGCGGAGAUAUUUUGGUAGCUGGCUUGCGACGACUGUGAGAACGAGGAGGGGGCUGGCGAUAGUGACUGCGAUUGGGACUGCGAUGGUGAAACAGCAGAAGCAGCUGUUGGUGGAGGUGUGGAUGGUGAGUUAGGGCUGGGAAGGGGAGGUGCGGGUCGUUGUGCACGGAGAGCGCGAAUGCGAUCCGUCACAUAGUCGAGGACUUGAGACCGGAGCUCCAUACCUGUGUUACCACGGUUAGGUCUACAUGUUUGCCAAACCUGUUUCCUGUUUCCAUUGGGAAACGAGCUACUUACCAACCAUCAGCGUAUCUGGCAUUAAGGGCGCUAGGGCGACUAAUAAUCCCCCAAACCCGCAUCCAAUAUCCGCUAUCUCCACAUUUUUUGUUAAGCACCGUGCACCACUCAGGUUUACAUUGUCCGGAUUUGGGUCUACAAACGCAGGGUAAUGCGUCGACCAAUCCAUAUGUGCUGGGCUGAUUGGGCUAGACAGAAAGAUCAGACAAGUCAGCUUCCUGCCGUAUUUCUGCAGUUUGUAAUUCGGAGAAGUUUGGUAGACUACUUACUAUGAUAAUCUAUGAUCUGAGAACGGGUUCGCAUGGGCGCGCUGCCGAUAUAGCCUUUUCUUAGGGAGGUGGACUUCGCCGCUCUGAAUCUGUUGCUCUUGAGUUUUGCGGUACUCGCUGCGCCUCUGGCGCUUAGUAGGUGGAGUAGAUGUCAUUCCCAGUCUUAUUUCUGUGUUUUAUCUGGGUGUUUCUGUAUAUUCCGAAAGGGCUUUUGUUCCCCGCAAACACGCAACAAGGCUGCGGCGGGGCGGAGAAAGAGUAUUUUUCUUUUCUUUUUUUGGAUGAAAAGCACCUGCCGCUAAUCGUCGCAUAAAUUGGAUAAUUAUAUCACCUUGAAAAUAUGUAUGUAGCUUCUGAGAUAUAUUAGAAUCGCGGCAAAUCAAACCAAUUGGUCCAGGCCAUUGCAUCCAGCCCGACUAUAGUUUCUCAUCGGUGUUUAUUCUUGUGCGCUGAGUUUUGAAGUUCUUCUGUCCGAAUCUGGGCAUCACGUGGUG